This is a messenger RNA of Torulaspora globosa, 1140 nucleotides long. It is a transcript of the gene POM34, whose product is annotated as Pom34p. The transcript has a single exon. Gene Ontology annotation, biological process: spindle pole body duplication; protein import into nucleus. The record is from RefSeq and is a predicted model, not a curated record. Gene Ontology annotation, cellular component: nuclear pore transmembrane ring; nuclear outer membrane. Lineage: Eukaryota; Fungi; Ascomycota; Saccharomycetes; Saccharomycetales; Saccharomycetaceae. Bases 1 to 1140 code for a protein of 379 amino acids.
AUGGACAAUGCACCGGCUAGUACUUUUGCGACACCGUCGCGUCCCAUUACUAGGGAGCAAUUUCACUCUCUAAGACAGAAAAUGGUAAAGGAAUCGCCGCGACUUUACAAGAAUAAGAUUCUGUCUGAUCCUUCCGAAAACACCGAGCGGAGAAUCCGUAGUGCUCCAGUAACGCCCAGGAACUAUGUUAGGGAAACUCGCGGAACACUUCUACGAAACACUAAUCUUGCAGAUCUAAACUCGCGACAGCUGGGUGAGCUAAAUGAUGAUCUGGUCAGUGGUAAAGAGAAACCGGUAUCUGGCGAAUUGGGAAACAAGACAGCAGGCUUUAAUGCUGCUGAACCGGGGAACUAUGAAAACCCGGUGCUGAACAAGCUGGCUAGCAGAACAGUGAAUAAAGAGAUGGAGACUCAGAUCAUCGUGACUAACUUGAUCGUGCUGGCGAUAUGGGACCUGUUUACCAAGUUUCUGAAGAUAUUCCUUGAUUAUAGUCAUUUCGGCAAGGUUAUAGCGUUGCUUGCUCAAGAGAAAUUUUCGAAGUUGAAGCUGGGGAUAUGGAUAUAUAGACUGAAUCGCGAGUUCCCGUGGCUCGUGAAGAGAUUAUCCUGGUCGAACUUCGAUACUGUUUUCCAUCUUGUGGUGGCUUAUAACGUAUUGGGAUCGUUAUGGAGACUUUUCUCGAAGGUUAAGGUAAGCGAUCUGAAUCUAAACAGCUCUCAAAGGGAGCUCCUAGGAUUACGAUCUAAUGACGAGUUUGCUGACUCGCACGCCUCAAUCUCUUCCAACAAGAAGCCGCAUGUAAUACUGGAUCAAAACAGGCAAAUCCCAAGGGCUAUAGAGGAUGGUACGCAACAGAACCCUUCAGUUCCAGCCACGCCCUUCCUAUUCAAGUCGUUGGAGACUCCACUGAAGGCAAAACAAAGAGAACAGAGCCGGCAGCAACAACGAACACAGCUGGACCUGCAGAGACAGGCACAAAGUGCAUCUGUGAGUAAAGUGAAUGCUUUCGGUUCCAACUUCGACAAGACAGAAUCGAGGCCCGUGCCCUGGACCACGUCACAGAUCAGCCCCGCAGGUUACAUUCCGAGUAGCAAAUAUGCAUAUAUGAUGAGCUCGCCUAGUCCAAGGAAAAGAAUGUAG